AUGCAUUGUGUUAAUAUGUUUCCAGCACAAGCCACUAAACGUAAAUAUAGUCCUUAUGCAGGUAGCAAUCUUAAGGCACACAUGACUACUAUUCAUGGUAUUGAAAGAGAAGAUCUAGAUCACCCCAAUUUCAACUAUCUAUUACCAAAGUUAAAAAAUUCUGAGUCAAAUUAUAAACGUUUAUUUAUUAGAGAUGAUAUAUUUAACCAAAUAGUGUGUCAUAAUUGCCCUGUUUACAAAUUGACAUCUAACACUGUGAAUAAUGAUAAUAUAAACAGAUAUUUCCAGAAUGUAGAGCAUGAGCUUCAGGAAAAAGAAGAUUUUAAAAAUACAAUUGGCUUGUCCAAUUAUAAGUUUAUUUGGUCAACAUUGAAUGAGGUUAAUAAUAUGUAUAUUGAUUUAUUUCAAAAAAAUUGUGGUGGGAACUUUUGUGGUAUUCGUAUAGAACAAGUUCGUUGUUUUCCACAUACUUCAGGUGCUAUAUUUGAUACAAUCCGCAAAAAUAUAACAAUUGACAAGGAAGAUACUGAUAUUUGA
Saccharomycodes ludwigii is the source of this 537-nucleotide messenger RNA. RefSeq lists its product as uncharacterized. The record is from RefSeq and is a predicted model, not a curated record. The transcript has a single exon. NCBI's taxonomy places the organism in Eukaryota, Fungi, Ascomycota, Saccharomycetes, Saccharomycodales, Saccharomycodaceae. The coding region runs from base 1 to 537 and encodes 178 amino acids.